This is a messenger RNA of Saccoglossus kowalevskii, 2665 nucleotides long. RefSeq names its product V-type proton ATPase subunit H-like. Gene Ontology annotation, molecular function: proton-transporting ATPase activity, rotational mechanism. The record is from RefSeq and is a predicted model, not a curated record. Gene Ontology annotation, cellular component: vacuolar proton-transporting V-type ATPase, V1 domain; lysosomal membrane. Lineage: Eukaryota; Metazoa; Hemichordata; Enteropneusta; Harrimaniidae. Gene Ontology annotation, biological process: proton transmembrane transport.
CGCUGGUUCUUUUUCAAUAUCCCACGAAUUAUUGAUUGGCGAUGUCGUACCAAAGGCUAGAACAUGCUAUCCAAGGUAGUAUAGAUACUGGAGAAGAAAUUUCUGGCAGACAUUUGCAAAUUGCUACAAGUUUACUUGCAGCUCAAGCCAACGAUGUGCGAUCUCACAGGGUAAAUUGGCAGUCGUAUCUGCAAGGUCAGAUGAUUUCCAAGGAAGAGUUCACCUUUAUCCGUGAAUUUGACAAUGCAACAAGCAGUGAACAAAGAGACCAGGUUUUGAAACGAUAUGGACCCCAAGCAGCAAAGAUAUUUCUGAGUUUAAUGGGGCAUAUAUCAAAAGACCAAACAGUGCAAUACAUUCUUACUUUGGUGGAUGACAUGUUACAGGAGAAUCAUGAAAGAGUAUCUAUAUUUUUUGACCAUGGUAAAAAAUGCAAAACAACGCCUUGGGCUCAGUUCCUGAAUAUGCUAAAUAGGGAAGACAAAUUUGUCAUCAAUCAGGCUGGUAGAGUCAUUGCUAAACUAGCGUGCUGGGGCCGAGAGACAAUGUCUGGCAGUGAUUUGACAUACUACUACACAUGGAUAAAAAAUCAGUUAACAGCCCCUGGUAAUGAGUAUCUACAAGCAGUGGCCGGAUGUCUACAAAUGUUACUGAGAUACAAUGCAUAUAGAGAGUCAUUUAUGGAAGCUGGUGGCCUAGGAACGUUAUUGACAGUUCUGGGCGGUCGUUGUGGAUUUCAAAUUCAGUAUCAGUUAAUAUUCUGUAUCUGGAUGGUAUCAUACAACCCUUCCUUGGCAACACAGAUGAAUCGAUAUAAUGUAAUUCCAGUGUUAGGUGAUAUAUUGGGUGAAUCUGCUAAAGAGAAGGUGACAAGAAUCAUUCUUGCUACAUUUAGGAAUCUGAUUCAAAAGCCAGAAGAUAUCGAUGUGACACGAGAAAAUGCAUUGUCCAUGAUCCAAUGUAAAGCAUUAAAACAGCUGCAAGUUUUGGAAGGACAAAAAUUUGAAGACACUGAUAUUGGAGAAGAUAUUGAUUAUCUAAUUGAAAAACUACAUGAUAGUGUUGAUGGUCUUAGUUCCUUUGAUGAAUAUUCAUCUGAAGUGAAGUCUGGUAGACUAGAAUGGAGCCCUGUCCAUAAAAGUGAGAAAUUCUGGAGAGAGAAUGUGUCACGUUUGAAUGAAAGAAACUAUGAACUAUUAAAGAUAUUAAUAAGAUUAUUAGAGUCAUCAAAAGAUCCAUUAGUUUUAGCUGUAGCUGCCCAUGACAUUGGUGAAUAUGUCAGACAUUAUCCAAGGGGGAAACAUAAUAUUGAGCAGCUAGGAGGUAAAGAAUUAGUAAUGACAUACAUGACCCAUGAUGACCCCAAUGUUCGUUAUGAAGCAUUAUUAGCUGUACAGAAACUUAUGGUACAUAAUUGGGAAUAUUUAGGAAAACAACUUGAGGCACAGUCCUAGUAUUACAGCCAAUCCUGUCAAGUGCUACUCUGUUUAGUGAGAAGAAAAAUUCAAACGUCAUUUUGAAUUUUUUGAAUUUUCCAAUGUGAGUGUGAUCUGUGAUACUGUCUCUUGUUGACAGUCUUAUACUUCAAGUUUAAAUAAGAAUUCUGAUCACACCUUGUAAAUAGUUUAAUUUUUGAGCAAUUUAAGUUAAUUCCGCAUAUACAUGUAUGUAUGUAUACAACUACAUCUAAAUGAAAAAACAUGUUAUCCAAAAUUUUUUUGACUUUUGAAACGGCUGUUAUAACUGCACAUGUCCUUGCAUGAUGUUUUUACCCAUACAUGCCAUUAUGAUGUUUGUUCAAAUACAAUAUGGUGGAAAACGAUGUCCAAGACUCGUAUCAUUUUCUCACAGCAGAAAUAUUUUCAACAUUUUUUUGUGUGCAUUGUUCAGUGAAAUCUCCAUUGCCAACAAAUUUUGAAUACAAUUUGGAGAAAUAGAGAUUCUGGUGUAUUUUGUGAAAAGUCACUUGAUUUGAAAUGAAUUGUUAUUCAGAUGUUACCGGCCAAGAAGCAGCUAACAUUCUUCUUAGGUUGGACUUGCCAUGUGCAGUUAUAACCAUAGUUGAUGAGAGUUCCAUUCCUUGUGUAUGCUAAGCCAGCUCUCCAGUUUAAUUUGAUGUCACAGUUUCUGAAUAAGGUACAAUACCAUUAACUAUGUACUAUUGUUUGUGAACAGUUCUGCUGUGGUAAAAUUCUUAUUAUAAUUUACGUUCAUAUCUGAAUGUUACCUAUACCUCAAUCUAAUUUUGUAUUGUUGACAUGAAGGGUUAUACAUACAUGUGAUGAGAAUUGUUAUAGUAAACUUUUCUUUUCUUUUAUUUGCCAGUCCAAAAAUUAGAUUUUAUGUAUUUUUACUUGGUAGGUAGCAAGUUGUGAUAUAUAAAUUCUGUAUUCGCUUUCUUAGUAGCGCAUACACUUAAAUAAAUGACAGUUAAGUUAAGUUUAUUGUUAAAAAAAUAAGUCGUAGGAUAAUAAUAUUAUGAUGUGUGCUUUUAUUAGAGGUGCACUUCUGAUAGAGCAAACACAUUAUGUUGUUUACAGAGACAUUUCUGUAAUCUGUUGUACCCUGGAUAUGUGUUGUAAGUUACUAUUAAGAAAUAUUAUACUUGUGAAAUAUCAUUUUCUGUAACAUGAAUGUAAAUAAAUCAUAAAACAUGAAUGUAAUA